Molecule: messenger RNA, 1047 nt
Organism: Trypanosoma grayi
Lineage: Eukaryota; Euglenozoa; Kinetoplastea; Trypanosomatida; Trypanosomatidae
Exons: 1
Coding region: 1-1047 (348 amino acids)
Source: RefSeq, a predicted model, not a curated record
AUGCGCUUGGUGAAGGGCGCAAAGGACACGACAAAUACUUCUUACAAAUCCGCUGGUUUUCUCUGGGAGAAAGUGAAGGAGGUAGAGAAAGCAACUGCCGAUGCAUCGAAGUUGUUCACGGACGCGCAGGGGAUGGCUGGCAGUGCCGCGGUCGGCGCGAAAGGAACUCCCAGCAGAGAAGUAGAGCUCGUACUGGCCGCAUUCGUAAAACCGUCAGAAGUUUUAACGUCACUUUCACAAACCCGGAGUAGUGCUGAAAACGCACACAAAGCUGCGGCGAUGGAUUUGAACGUUUUUAUUGCAGUUUACAGCGCUGAGGAUGCGCUUGCUCUUCUGGAAAAGAACCCAGCCGAAAGCCCGGUACUUGUAACCAAGGAACUAAAGGAAGCUACUUCAAACGCUGCUCUAUUUGCGGAGGCUGCAGUGGGGCAUGUUGAGGCGGCUUCAACUGCCGCUGACAAGGCGUCUGAACACGCUGAGAAAGCCAUCACGAGCGCGGGGUCAUGGCUGGAGCAGAUCGAAGCUGCGUUGAAGCGUCUUAAAGAACGACCAAAGGGAUCGAAGCAUACACCUGACGCCUCUCAGCCUCCCCCACUCAAACCUGCUGUGCAAACCAAGGAUGCGCUAGACAACCGCGAUUUACUGAGGAGUGUUUCCACUGCUAUGAAGACUUCUGAUAACCAGAAAGCCAACAUGAGUCCUGCAUCUACGCCUACGAAACAUAACCCGGGCUCACCGAAAGCCCGGAGGGAAGUGGGCGAUGUUUCAGACACUCCGAAGGAGUUGGCUGACAACACUGAAAGGAGCGAAACCGGCACCCGCGGAAGUGAGGAUGACACAACACGCGCCUCCACAGUCAGUGCUCAGGGUCUCAGUGCUGCAGACAGCAGUAAGGAAACUGACGCUGCUGGUAAGAAUGCCCCAGAGACAGAUGCACACAACACCCUGCAGGAUAUCCGGAGUAUGGACAGCAGCGUCAGUCCUCCGUGGGUGCGUACACCGUUGCUGCUGGUGGCUGGUGUGCUGGGCCUACUGGCUGUCUGCUGA